AUGUGUUACAUUUUACUUUAUUAUUGCCAGUUUGCAAUCUCUCCUUUUCUCUUCCGCGGUCUCCGACCAGCACCUGGCAUUCCCAAGCGAUCAACACCUGACAUUCCCAAGCGAUCAACACCUGGCAUUCCAAAGCGACCAGCACCUGGCAUUCCCAAGCGAUCAACACCUGGCAUUCCCAAGCGACCAGCACCUGGCAUUCCCAAGCGACCAGCACCUGGCAUUCUCAAGCGAUCUACACCUGACAUUACCAAGCGAUCAACACCUGACAUUCCCAAGCGAUCAACACCUGGCAUUCCCAAGCGACCAGCACCUGACAUUCCCAAGCGACCAGCACCUGGCAUUCCCAAGCGAUCAACACCUGGCAUUCCCCAAGCGACCAGCACCUGGCAUUCCCAAGCGAUCAACACCUGGCAAUUCCCAAGCGAUCAACACAUGACAUUCCCAAGCGACCAGCACCUGACAUUCCCAAGCGACCAGCACCUGGAAUUCCCAAGCGAUCAACACCUGACAUUCCCAAGCGACCAGCACCUGGCAUUCCCAAGCGACCAGCACCUGGCAUUCCCAAGCGACCAGCACCUGGCAUUCCCAAGCGAUCUACACCUGACAUUACCAAGCGAUCAACACCUGACAUUCCCAAGCGAUCAACACCUGGCAUUCCCAAGCGACCAGCACCUGACGAUUCCCAAGCCACCAGCACCUGGCAUUCCCAAGCGAUCAACACCUGGCAUUCCCAAGCAACCAGCACCUGGCAUUCCCAAGCGAUCAACAACUGGCAUUCCCAAGCGAUCAACACCUGGCAUUCCCAAGCGAUCAACACCUGACAUUCCUGGCAUUCCCCAAGCGACCAGCACCUGGCAUUCCCAAGCGACCAGCACCUGGCAUUCCCAAGCGACCAGCACCUGGAUCUACGACCAGCACCUGACAUUACCAAGCGAUCAACACCUGACAUUCCCAAGCGAUCAACACCUGGCAUUCCCAAGCGAUCAACACCUGGCAUUCCCAGCGACCAGCACCUGGCAUUCCCAAGCGAUCAACACCUGGCAUUCCCAAGCGACCAGCACCUGGCAUUCCCAAGCGAUCAACACCUGGCAUUCCCAAGCGAUCAACACAUGA
Messenger RNA from Acanthosepion pharaonis, 1116 nucleotides. The record is from the annotation of a GenBank genome assembly. NCBI's taxonomy places the organism in Eukaryota, Metazoa, Mollusca, Cephalopoda, Sepiida, Sepiidae.